UGCAUAGCUGGUGAAAAUAAAGAACAAACUAAUAAGAGUUAAAUUUGAAUACAGUUUUAACAGCACAUGAAACAUCCGGAGUCAAUGUGCCGUCACUGACACGUGGUCCUGUGUUAAAACAACCGGGGGAUGAAAAUAGGUCAGAGCCGCUUCUCUCAAACACAAACAACAUCGCGUUUUGGUGACGUCAGGUCAUUGAUAAAUGAAGUUCUCUGAGUUCGCCUUUUAAAAUAUAUAUUCAUGAAAUACUGGUCGUAACGAAACGAGUCUGACACGUUUGGUUUUAAUUUGAUGCAACAAAGUUAUUGUGUAUGACGCCGUGUGGCCUUUCUGUUGUGUUCCGUGGAGAAGUGAAGGCUGCAGACUGGAUUGAACUACAAAUACCAGACGACCCAAGGCGUCAGUGCCUGUUUUGAUGGGAGAGGGGGGGACUUCUUUCAACAACACUGUUCUUCACCCGGUGAUGUGUUGGGACAUUAUCAGCUUCAUAUGUGACAGGAGCGAACCAGCGGCUGUGUCUUCUCUUCCGCUCCGGUGAUCGCAGGAAGGUGAACACGGUCGGUUCCUCGGUGAAGUGGCCUCCAGCUGCCCGGGGAAGGUAGAGCUUUGUCGGCUAGCUCACAUUAGCCAGCCCAUUACCAGUAGAUUUACGGCGGCUUAUGUCCGGCGGCUGCCCUGCCAGGUAGAUCAACUAAAGCCGGAGGGUCAGCCAACAUGGUUCAGCCACUUCACCAGAGUCCGAGCGUUGACGUGUCUGUCUCCUCCACAGUCCUGAGAGCCACCAGGUCCAGGAUGGCGCAACACGACUCCUCUCAUGUAGCCAGUUCUCAGAAAGCGCUCAUGUUGGAGAUGAAGAGUCUUCAGGAGGAGCCCGUCGAGGGCUUCAAAAUAACACUGGUGGACGAGGCGGAUCUGUACAACUGGGAAGUGGCCAUUUUCGGACCCCCAAACACUCAUUAUGAGGGGGGCUAUUUCAAGGCUCGAAUCAAGUUCCCUAUGGACUACCCGUACUCCCCACCCGCCUUCCGAUUCCUCACCAAGAUGUGGCACCCCAAUAUCUAUGAGAAUGGAGAUGUGUGUAUUUCUAUAUUGCACCCUCCAGUGGACGACCCGCAGAGUGGAGAGCUGCCUUCAGAGAGAUGGAAUCCCACCCAGAAUGUCCGGACCAUUUUACUGAGCGUGAUCUCGCUGCUGAAUGAACCCAACACCUUCUCUCCUGCUAACGUGGACGCUUCUGUCAUGUACCGUAAAUGGAGGGACAGCAAGGGCAAGGACCGUGAAUACGUAGAAAUCAUCAGGAAACAGGUUUUGGCCACUAAAGCAGAAGCAGAGCGUGAUGGCGUGAAAGUCCCAACCACGCUAGCAGAGUACUGUGUCCGCACACGCGUCCCUGCCCCUGAUGAAGGCUCCGACCUCUUCUAUGACUAUUACUAUGACGACGACGAUGUGGAGGACGGGGACGGUGACUGUUGCUAUGAUGAGGACGACUCAGGCAACGAGGAGUCAUGACAUGCUUUUUGACAGCACCGCAAUCUAGCUGACAAAGCUACCCCCUUUUUUUCUGCCCGGGUUGCCAGAUAUUCGAGGUCUACAACCAAGAAAGAUUUGAAGCUUCCCACUUCUAAACCAAUGAAAUGAGCUGUUUUUACCUUAACCUCUCGGGAGGAUAGAAUCGAUGCGUCGUUGUGGAAGGGUCAGACCUGGUAAAGAUUUCCACCAGCAUAAAAGUCACCAAUUUCGCCAGUUUCGCAGAUUUCUUCACCACAUCAAACCUUAUUUUGAGAAAAUAACUUAAACUAUCGCUUUAUCCCAUUGAGUUGUCCAGUCCACUGUACAGUUUACGAUGUUGGAUCCACAUUAGCAACAUUUGCCACACUUCCAAACUUUUCUCAGCCUCUCUCCUGCAUAUCUUUAUUUCCUUAAUUGUAAUUGGAUAGCGCUGCCCAGCAGUUGGUCUAUGUGACCAACGAAUGAAGAGGAGCCUGACUGUGUGGAGCAGUUUACUGCAAACACAUUGAAUCAGACAUUUCCGAGUUUCACAGUCUCCUCGCUUCAACACAGAGGAUAUGAAUUGACACAGGCCUGUGUUUUCAAAGUUCCUGUGCAUGCCUGAACAUCGUUGGAAGCGUUUUUGACUGAAGGACGAUUCACCUACAUCGUGAUCUGUUCUCAGCUUGCUGUUGACAAGCACGUGUAAUAAUGGAGGACGGCGUCUGUGUGACCGGCUGGCGAACUCAGUCGGUGGCUCAAAGUCCUCAUGAACAUUUUUUGCUAACGUUGAUCUUUGCCGUGUUUCUUCUGGUUACUGUUGGAUGUGUUUCUCUGUCAUUUUGAGUGGGGGUUCUGUUAUUUGAAGUAGCUGAUAUAAGAGUUGUGUAGGAUUACCAUGUUUUUCAGGGUGGGGGGUGGUGGUUGUGGUGUUGGGCAGAAAUAAUUAUUGAUCCGAGCAGUAUUUCUCCUUAGGUUUGUGGCCUGAAAGAGCCAACAACCCGAAACCAGUUUAAAAGAAAGCCCAAUAUAUUUCAUGACUGUUUGUUGUAUUCUUGUCUUCUUUUUGUUCUCUUGCAAGCUUUGUUAUUUUACUCUCUUUCUUUGGGUAGACAUUAUGUCUGCAGUCUCUGCUUGAGAAUGUUUCUUUUUUGUGAUCAGAUUAUUAGCAAAAAAAAAAAAAGCUUCUGUAGGAAAAGUGUCUUUCACAAGGUGUUGUUGCUGUUUCAGUCAAGAUUAUCACACUUUUUUGGCCCUGGACACGAGGAAGAGGAAGGACAUCAUGACUUAUUUCUAUUUCAGUUCUUUGUGUUGGCUGACAGUAGACAGGUUUUGGUAUAGUACGUUCUAAAGCGUAUGGGUCUUCUCUUUGCCUGAUUUUGCAUUAGCGAUCUUGAUUGUUUGCUUAAAUCGGGACUUCAAACUGAAUUUCUCAGGAUAAUGAAUUACAUUAUGACGAAUUCAAUUCAAACGAGCGAAUAUCUGUUCUUUUUAGGUUUUAUUCAGGGUUUACAGCUUCAACCGGACCCAUAACUGAUAUGCACAUGUAGCUGUAUGGAUGAUCACCAUGUUGUUUUACUCACUUGCGUUAAUUUUUUAUUUCCUGCUAUUAAAAACUGAAAAAUAAAAAUGUAUUGGAAAGCGA
Messenger RNA from Paralichthys olivaceus (Japanese flounder), 3133 nucleotides. NCBI's taxonomy places the organism in Eukaryota, Metazoa, Chordata, Actinopteri, Pleuronectiformes, Paralichthyidae. The record is from RefSeq and is a predicted model, not a curated record.